Durusdinium trenchii is the source of this 869-nucleotide messenger RNA. The record is from the annotation of a GenBank genome assembly. NCBI's taxonomy places the organism in Eukaryota, Dinophyceae, Suessiales, Symbiodiniaceae.
GGCUCGAGCACAUUAGCUCCCCAAGUUCCGCCGACCGUUCGCGGAACACCCGUGAUGUCGGAUCUUCGAACCCAACUGGGGGAAGAUGACGACGACGACGAGCCAGAGUACUUGCAAUUUAAGGUCAUUCUCCUGGGCGACGGCGCCGUCGGCAAGACCUCUCUGGCAACUAGGUUCUGCGAGGAUCACUUUGCAAAGCAAUACAAGCAGACCAUAGGCCUGGACUUUUUUUGUGAAGCGGGUGGUUCUCCCGGGCGACAUUCAUGUUUGCUUGCAGAUCUGGGACAUCGGAGGGCAAUCCAUCGGCGGGAAGAUGCUCAGCAACUAUAUCUACGGUUCCGGUGCUGUGGUGCUUUGCUACGACAUCACCAACUAUGCAAGUUUUCAGCACUUGGAGGACCUGAGGGAUGCUGAAGGACCUGAGUUAUCUACAUCCUGCAAGACAGCCAUGCAAGACAGAGAGGAGGAGCGCUGGGACCAGCUCAGAGGACCCAAGGACUGGUUGUUCUUGGUGAAACGCACCUUCGACCAGACUCCCAUGCCGUACACUGCAUUGAUGGGAAACAAAGCAGACCUUUCGCACAUUAGAGCCGUGAAGACGGAGAAGCACAGCCAGUUCGCGGACGAGAAUGACUUGUACAGCUACUUUGUUUCAGCGCGAACCGGAGAUCAGGUUCAUUCCGCUUUCUUCCGGAUCGCAGCGGACCUCGCCGGUGUGUCCUUGACGAGACCUGAGCUGGAGGUGGAACAAAAGAUCACUCGAGCUGAAGUGGUGAACCACCCACGCAACGACCCAGCCCAUCCAGAGGUCAAUGCUGAAGACGUCGGCAAAGAGAAGAAGUGCACUGUGAUGUAGUUAAGAUGAGAAA